Messenger RNA from Lotus japonicus, 1925 nucleotides. RefSeq names its product protein SCARECROW-like. Gene Ontology annotation, biological process: regulation of DNA-templated transcription. Gene Ontology annotation, molecular function: sequence-specific DNA binding; DNA-binding transcription factor activity. Gene Ontology annotation, cellular component: nucleus. NCBI's taxonomy places the organism in Eukaryota, Viridiplantae, Streptophyta, Magnoliopsida, Fabales, Fabaceae. Bases 245 to 1783 code for a protein of 512 amino acids. The transcript has a single exon. The record is from RefSeq and is a predicted model, not a curated record.
AUAUUGUAUCACUUCAAGUAAGUAUGUAGUUGAAUUGGCAACAGCGACAUCUGACAAGGCCCCAAUAUUUCAUUAGUUUUUGGUCAUCAAACUUCACCUUUAUAAGUGACAUAAACCUCUUCUUGAAAACCUCCUCUCACAUUCCACUUCUUUGUGUUACAUGUUUUGUUUAUACAUGUUUCUCUAAUUCCCUCAAAAUCCAUAUAGUAGCUACCUAGCUAGAAGCAUUUGAUUUGAUCAUUCUAUGAUGAAAUUGGGAUUUGAAGUCCUUCAUGCAAAUCCAAACAUCAUGAUUCGUCCCCACAUGCAUGAAACUUGGGACUACCCAAACAUUGCUGAUCAUCACUUGCCACCACCUCCAACCCCAUCAAACCCACCAUAUCCAAAACCAUCAUCAACUGAAAACCACUGCAUAAACUUUACACAGAAUAAUGAGGUGUGUGAUUGGGUGGAGCAUAUUACCAAACACCUUGUUGAGGACAUACCAGACACCACUUCUGAUAGCAACUUACUACCCAACAACCUUUUCCCUUCACAGCUUUCACACAAUUUCAAUCCAAGAAAAUCCACAUGUGUUUAUGACCCCACAAGCAGCAGCAACAAUUUCAAUCUCAUUCAAACAAACACAAUCAUCCCAGUUUUAGAUCAUAAUAACCAUAGCAAUAUUGCUCAUGAUCAUGAGUUAACCCUGAUAACCCUUCUAAUGGAGUGUGCAGUUGCAAUCUCUGUUGAAAACCUCAUUGAGGCUCAUAAAAUGUUGCUGGAACUAACACAAGUGGCUUCACCUUACAAACCAUCAUGUGCUGAGCGUGUUGUUGCCUAUUUUGCAAAGGCCAUGGCUAGUAGAGUGAUGAACUCCAUGCUUGGGGUGUGUUCCCCUUUGAUUGAUCACAGGACCAUUCACUCUGCACUCCAAGUGUUCAACAAUAUGUCUCCUUUCAUAAAGUUUGCUCAUUUCACCUCCAACCAGGCCAUCCUCGAAGCGGUGAAUCGCUGCGGCAGCAUUCACAUCAUUGACUUGGACAUCAUGCAGGGGCUGCAGUGGCCACCCUUCUUCCACAUCCUCGCCACCCGAAUCGAGGGUCCCCCGGAGGUUCGGAUGACCGGCAUGGGGAGCUCAAUGGAGCUCCUUGUUGAGACAGGGAAAAACCUCACCAACUUUGCAAGAAGGCUUGGCAUAUCCUUAAAGUUCAACCCUGUUGUGACAAAGUUUGGGGAAGUUGAUGUUUCAAUUUUGAAAGCAAGGCCUGGUGAGACACUUGCAGUGCACUGGUUGCAGCACUCUUUGUAUGAUGCAACUGGUCCUGAUUGGAAAACACUGAGGCUUCUUGAGGAGUUGGAGCCAAGAAUCAUCACUUUGGUGGAGCAAGAUGUUAACCAUGGAGGGGCUUUCUUGGACCGUUUUGUUGGCUCCUUGCACUACUAUUCCACCCUCUUUGAUUCCCUUGGAGCAUGUUUGCAUAGUGAUGAUGAUAGAAGGCACAGUGUGGAGCAUGGUCUUCUGUCUAGGGAGAUCAACAAUAUAUUGGCCAUUGGAGGCCCUGCGAGGAGUGGUGAAGACAAGUUUAGGCAGUGGAGGAGUGAGCUAGCUAGGAAUUGCUGCUUUGUGCAGGUUCCAAUGAGUGUGAAUUCAAUGGCUCAAGCUCAGUUGAUAUUGAACAUGUUUUCACCUGCUCUUGGGUAUAGCCUUGCACAAGUUGAUGGCACAUUAAGGCUUGGAUGGAAGGAUACUAGCUUGUACACAGCUUCUGCAUGGACCUGUGGUGGCGGUGCUUCUAGGUAGCUUCAGGUUGUAUACAAGUUUGGGUAAAUUUUGAGAUCUGAAAUGGGAUUUAGAGCUGUAAACUACUAGCUAGAGAACUGAACUUCAUAUUGAGAAAAUGGAUUACAACUCAAUAUAUAGGUAGCAAACAAUUCUAUUAUCA